AUGUCUGCACCUGUUGUUAGCACUGAUCUUCAAGAGAUUACAAUUAAAGAGACAAUUCCUACUGAAAUUGUACAUGAAGAAGCAGUUUCAAUGGAACCUGUUGAGAAGGCAGGAGUAGAAAUUAAACCAGAAACUAAAGAGGAAAUGUCUAUUCAACUUGACGUUGGUGCUAACCCUGUUGAGAAAACAGAAGUUGUAUCCAUUAAUAUUGGUAAACCAGAAAAAGUUGUCACUGAAAUUAAAAAGACAGAGGUUGAUAUUAAACCUGAAACUAAAGAGGAAGUCUCUAUUCAAUUUGACAUUGGUGCUAAACCUGUUGAGAAAACAGAAGUUAUAUCUAUUGAUAUUGGUAAACCUGAGAAACCAGUCAGUGAAAUUGAAAUGCAAGUGGCACCUCAAUUACCUGAAGUUGUUUCUAUACAAAAAGAACAGAUAACUAUUGAUAAGAAGGAAAUUAUCAUUAGCAAAGAAGAAACCGAAGUUAUUCCAGAAAUGUCUACAGUUGAUAUUGUGCAAGAAAGUACAAUUCAAAUGGAAGCUAAAGAAAUGGAAAUUAAAGAGAAGAAACCACAACUUACUGAUAUUACAGCAAUUUCUACUGCUGUAAUGAAGGAAAAACAACCAGAAGAAGAAGUGAAACCUGUUUCUGAAAUUCAACCAAUAGAUGUAUCUGAGACGGUAAUACCAGAGAAAGUUGAAACUGCUAAAGUUACUUCAAUUAUAACUACAAGCACUGAGGAAAGGAAGACCAAGAUUUCUCCAGAGAAAAUUAGUGAUAUUCCUGUGGAAAUGGUAUUAUCAAUUGACUCUAAGAAAGUCACAUCUGAAGAUCAGUUACCAAUGGUUAUAAAGACUGAACAGACAUAUACAACAGGUGAAGAGGAGGUAGAGAAAGAAAUCACAGUGCAGACAUUGGAAAUGCCAUUACAAGACACAGUAACUGUAAAACCAGUGGAAGAAACUGAUGUUACUGAUAUGGUUGUCGAAAUCAGCAAGGAAAGUGAAAUGAAUCCUGUGAGUAAAGAAGUGAAAGAUAUCUCUGAAAUGACCAUUAUAAGUGCUCCAUCAGUAAGUGUUGUGAGUACAGCUGAAGAAGAACUUUCUGAAGAAGAAUUCUUUGAUAUUCCAUCAACUGAAGAAAAGAAAGUGGAACCUAAAGAGGUUUCUGAUGAAGAAAAAGACACAUCAGUUAGUGUACGUGAUGAGAUUCGCACAGCAGAAGAUGUGUUAGUUGAUGCUAUUGAACAUAUCACUGAUAUAGAAAAAGAACAUGUAGAGAUACCUGUGUCUGCACCUGUUGUUAGCACUGAUCUUCAAGAGAUUACAAUUAAAGAGACAAUUCCUACUGAAAUUGUACAUGAGCAAGUAAUUUCAGAGGAACCUGUUGAGAAGACUGAAGUAGAAAUUAAACCAGAAAUGAAAGAGGAAAUGUCUAUUCAACUUGAAAUUGGUGCUAAGCCUGUUGAGAAAACAGAAGUUGUAUCCAUUGAUAUUGGUAAACCAGAAAAAGUUGUCACUGAAAUUAAAAAGACAGAGGUUGAUAUUAAACCUGAAACUAAAGAGGAAGUCUCUAUCCAACUUGACAUUGGUGCUAAACCUGUUGAGAAAACAGAGGUCAUCUCCAUUGAUGUUGGGAAACCAGAAAAAGUGGUAACUAAAAUUGAAAAGACAGAGGUUGAUAUUAAACCUGAAACUAAAGAGGAAGUUUCUAUUCAACUUGACAUUGGAGAGAAACCUGUUGAGAAAACAGAAGUUAUAUCUAUUGAUAUUGGUAAACCUGAGAAACCAGUCAGUGAAAUUGAAGUGGAAGUUGCACCUCAUGUACCUGAGAUAAUUUCUAUACAAAAAGAACAGAUAAUUUCAGAUAAAAGGGAAAUUUUAAUUAGCAAAGAAGAAACUGAAGUUAUUCCAGAAAUUUCUACAGUUGAUAUUGUGCAAGAAAGUACAGUUCAAAUGGAAGCUAAAGAAAUGGAAAUUAAAGAGAAGAAACCGCAAAUUACUGAUAUUACAACAAUUUCUACUGCUGUAAUGAAGGAAAAACAACCAGAAGAAGAAGUGAAACCUGUUUCUGAAGUUCAACCAACAGAUGUAUCUGAGACGGUAAUACCAGAGGAAGUUGAAACUGCUAAAGUUACCUCAAUUAUAACUACAAGCACUGAGGAAAGGAAGACCAAGAUUUCUCCAGAGAAAAUUAGUGAUAUUCCUGUGGAAAUGGUAUUAUCAAUUGACUCUAAGAAAGUCACAUCUGAAGAUCAGUUACCAAUGGUUAUAAAGACUGAACAGACAUAUACAACAGGUGAAGAAGAGGUAGAGAAAGAAAUUACAGUGCAGACAUUGGAAAUGCCAUUACAAGACACAGUAACUGUAAAACCAGUGGAAGAAACUGGUAUUCAGAUUUCUGUGAGUUCUACAAAAGCAUCUGCUAUUGAAGAAGCCCCUGUUGAAGAUGUAACUGAUAUGGUAGUCGAAAUCAGCAAGGAAAGUGAAAUGAAUCCUGUGAGUAAAGAAGUGAAAGAUAUCUCUGAAAUGACCAUUAUAAGUGCUCCAUCAGUAAGUGUUGUGAGUACAGCUGAAGAAGAACUUUCUGAAGAAGAAUUCUUUGAUAUUCCAUCAACUGAAGAAAAGAAAGUGGAACCUAAAGAGGUUUCUGAUGAGGAAAAAGACACAUCAGUUAGUGUACGUGAUGAGAUUCGCACAGCAGAAGAUGUGUUAGUUGAUGCUAUUGAACAUAUCACUGAUAUAGAGAAAGAACAUGUAGAGAUACCUGUGUCUGCAGCUGUUAUUAGCACUGAUCUUCAAGAGAUUACAGUUAAAGAGACAAUUCCUACUGAAAUUGUACAUGAAGAAGUCGUUUCAAAGGAACCUGUUGAGAAGAUAGAAGUAGAAAUUAAACCAGAAAUUAAAGAGGAAAUGUCUAUUCAACUUGAAAUUGGUGCUAAGCCUGUUGAGAAAACAGAAGUUGUAUCCAUUGAUAUUGGUAAACCAGAAAAAGUUGUCACUGAAAUUAAAAAGACAGAGGUUGAUAUUAAACCUGAAACUAAAGAGGAAGUCUCAAUCCAACUUGACAUUGGUGAUAAACCUGUUGAGAAAACAGAGGUCAUCUCCAUUGAUGUUGGGAAACCAGAAAAAGUUGUCACUGAAAUUGAAAAGACUGAGGUUGAAAUUAUACCAGAAAGUAAAGAAGAAGUCUCUAUCCAACUUGACGUUGGUGCUAAACCUGUUGAGAAAAUAGAAGUUAUCUCCAUUGAUAUUGGUAAACCUGAGAAACCAGUGAGUGAAAUUGAAAUGCAUUUUGCACCUCAAGUCCCUGAGGUUAUUUCUCUAGAAAAAGAAGCAAUAACUACUGAUGAGAAGGAAAUUAUCAUUAGCCAUGAAGAAAUCGAAGUUACUCCAGAAAUGUCUAUAGUUGAUAUUGUGCCAGAAAGUACAGUCCCUGUUGAAGUCAAAGAUUUGGAAAUUAAAGAGAAAGAAUCACCAUUUACUGAGCUUAAAUUGAGCAUUCCUGGUCCUGACACAUUUGAAUCAUUGAAAGAAGGUGUUGAAGACAUAGGUGAUUUGCCAGUUCCUACAGAAAUAAAAGGAACAGAAGAAUAUAGUGAAGAAAAUAUUACAGAAAUAUCAGAGAAGGUUUUAAAGGAAGCUAAGGAAACAAAAGAUUAUUCACCCAAAUUGCAAGCAACUACAGGCAUUGAAAUGGAUAUCACUGUACAAAGAGCUUCAUUUGUAGUAGAACCAAGUACAUAUGACAUAGUAGAACAUACUGUAGAGGCAAAAGAUGUUGAAAAAGAAAUAGGAAAAUCAGAUGAUGUUUCUAUUUUACAAAGGGAACAAAUAACGAUAGAACCAACAAAAAUUCAGAGUCAAACAGUUAAAAAUAUACAAAUUGAAACUAAAGAUUCAAAAGAAUAUGGCAUUAAACCUGAAAGUAAACAAGAAGUCUCUAUCCAACUUGAUAUUGGUGCUAAACCUGUUCAGAAAACAGAAGUCAUAUCUAUUGAUAUUGGUAAACCUGAGAAACCAGUCAGUGAAUUUGAAAUGCAAGUAGCACCUGCAGUAUCUGAGGUUAUUUCUGUAGAAAAAGAACAGAUAACAACUGAUAAGAAGUUAAUUAUCAUUAGCAAAGAAGAAACUGAAGUUAUUCCAGAAAUUUCUACAGUUGAUAUUGUGCCAGAAAGUACAAUCCAGAUUGAAGCUAAAGAAAUGGAAAUUAAAGAGAAGAAACCACAAAUUACUGAUAUUACAGCAAUUUCUACUGCUGUUAUGAAAGAGAAACAACCAGAAGAAGAUAUAUCUGAGACGGUAAUACCAGAGAAAGUUGAAACUGCUAAAGUUACCUCAAUUAUAACUACAAGCACUGAGGAACGGAAGACUAAGAUUUCUCCAGAGAAAAUUAGUGAUAUUCCUGUGGAAAUGACAAUAUCAAUUGACUCUAAGAAAGUCACAUCUGAAGAUCAGGUACCAAUGAUUAUAAAGACUGAACAGACAUAUACAACAGGUGAAGAAGAAGUGGAGAAAGAAGUUACAGUGCAGACAUUGGAGAUGCCAUUACAAGACACAGUAACUGUAAAACCAGCGGAAAAAACUGGUAUUCAAAUUUCUGUGAGUUCUACAAAAGCAUCUGCUAUUGAAGAAGUUCCUGUUGAAGAUGUAACUGAUAAGGUUGUUGAAAUCAGCAAGGAAAGUGAAAUCAUUCCUGUGAGUAAAGAAGUGAAAGGUAUCUCUGAAAUGACCAUUAUAAGUGCUCCAUCAGUAAGCGUUGUCAGUACAGCCGAAGAAAAACUUUCUGAAGAAGAAUUCUUUGAUAUUCCAUCAACUGAAGAAAAGAAAGUGGAACCGAAAGAGGUUUUUGAUGAAGAAAAAGAAACAUCAGUUAGUGUAUGUGAUGAGAUUCACACAGCAAAAGAUGUGUUAGAUGAUGCUAUUGAACAUAUCACUGAUAUAGAGAAAGAACAUGUAGAGAUACCUAUGUCUACAGCUGUUGUUAGCACUGAUCUUCAAGAGAUUACAAUUAAAGAAACAAUUCCUUCUGAAACUGUACAUGAAGAAGUAGUUUCAGAGGAACCUGUUGAGGAGACAGAAAUAGAAAUUAAACCAGAAACUAAAGAGGAAAUGUCUAUUCAAAUUGACAUUGGUGCUAAACCUGUUGAGAAAACAGAAGUUGUAUCCAUUGAUAUUGGUAAACCAGAAAAAGUUGUCACUGAAAUUGAAAAGACAGAGGUUGAUAUUAAACCAGAAUCUAAAGAGGAAGUGGCUAUCCAACUUGAGAUUUCUGAUAAACCUGUUGAGAAAACAGAGAUUACUAGAAUUGAUAUCGGUAAACCAGAAGAAGUAGUCACUGAAAUUGAAAAGACAGAGGUUGAUAUUAAACCUGAAACUAAAGAGGAAGUGGCUAUCCAACUUGAGAUUUCUGAUAAACCUGUUGAGAAAACAGAGAUUACCAGAAUUGAUAUUGGUAAACCAGAAGAAGUAGUGACUGAAAUUGAAAAGACAGAGGUUGAUAUUAAACCUGAAACUAAUGAGGAAGUGUCUAUCCAACUUGAGAUUUCUGAUAAACCUGUUGAGACAACAGAGAUUACCAGAAUUGAUAUUGGUAAACCAGAAGAAGUAGUCACUAAAGUUGAAAAGACAGAGGUUGAUAUUAAACCUGAAACUAAAGAGGAAGUGGCUAUCCAACUUGAGAUUUCUGAGAAACCUGUUCAGAAAACAGAGAUUACCAGUAUCGAUAUUGGUAAACCAGAAGAAGUAGUCAUUGAAAUUGAAAAGACAGAGGUUGAUAUUAAACCAGAAUCUAAAGAGGAAGUGGCUAUCGAACAUGAGAUAUCUGAUAAACCUGUUGAGACUACAGAGAUUACCAGAAUUGAUAUUGGUAAACCAGAAGUAGUCACUGAAAUUGAAAAGACAGAGGUGGAUAUUAAACCUGAAACCAAAGAGGAAGUGGCUAUCCAACUUGAGAUUUCUGAUAAACCUGUUGAGAAAACAGAGAUUACCAGUAUCGAUAUUGGUAAACCAGAAGAAAUAGUCACUGAAAUUGAAAAGACAGAGGUUGAUAUUAAACCUGCAACUAAAGAGGAAGUGGCUAUCCAAUUUGAGAUUUCUGAUAAACCUGUUGAGAAAACAGAGAUUACCAGUAUCGAUAUUGGUAAACCAGAAGAAAUAGUCACUGAAAUUGAAAAGACAGAGGUUCAUAUUAAACCUGCAACUAAAGAGGAAACAGAGGUUGAUAUUAAACCUGAAACUAAUGAGGAAGUGUCUAUCCAACUUGAGAUUUCUGAUAAACCUGUUGAGACAACAGAGAUUACCAGAAUUGAUAUUGGUAAACCAGAAGAAGUAGUCACUAAAGUUGAAAAGACAGAGGUUGAUAUUAAACCUGAAACUAAAGAGGAAGUGGCUAUCCAACUUGAGAUUUCUGAGAAACCUGUUCAGAAAACAGAGAUUACCAGUAUCGAUAUUGGUAAACCAGAAGAAGUAGUCAUUGAAAUUGAAAAGACAGAGACAGAGGUUGAUGUUAAACCUAAAACUAAAGAGAAAGUGGCUAUCCAACUUGAGAUUUCUGAUAAACCUGUUAGGACAACAGAGAUUACCAGAAUUGAUAUUGGUAAACCAGAAGAAGUAGUCACUAAAGUUGAAAAGACAGAGAUUGAUAUUAAACCUGAAACUGAAGAGGAAGUGACAAUCCAAUUUGGGAUUUCUGAGAAACCUGUUCAGAAAACAGAGAUUACCAGUAUCGAUAUUGGUAAACCAGAAGAAGUAGUCAUUGAAAUUGAAAAGACAGAGACAGAGGUGGAUAUUAAACCUGAAACCAGAGAGGAAGUGGCUAUCCAACUUGAGAUUUCUGAUAAACCUGUUGAGAAAACAGAGAUUACCAGUAUCGAUAUUGGUAAACCAGAAGAAAUAGUCACUGAAAUUGAAAAGACAGAGACAGAGGUUGAUAUUAAACCUGAAACUAAAGAAGAAGUGGCAAUCCAAUUAGAGAUUUCUGAUAAAUCUGUUGAGAAAACAGAGAUUACCAGAAUUGAUAUUGAGGAAGUGGCUAUCCAAUUUGAGAUUUCUGAUAAACCUGUUGAGACAACAGAGAUUACCAGAAUUGAUAUUGGGAAACCAGAAGAAGUAGUCACUGAAAUUGCAAAGACAGAGGUUGAUAUUAAACCUGAAACUAAAGAGGAAGUGACAGAGGUUGAUAUUAAACCUGCAACUAAAGAGGAAGUGGCGAUCCAAUUUGAGAUUUCUGAUAAACCUGUUGAGACAACAGUGAUUACCAGAAUUGAUAUUGGUAAACCAGAAGAAGUAGUCACUGAAUUUGAAAAGACAGAGGUUGGUAUUAAACCUAAAACUAAAGAGGAAGUGGCUAUCCAGUUUGAGAUUUCUGAUAAAUCUAUUGAGAAAACAGAGAUUACCAGAAUUGAUAUUGGUAAACCAAAAGAAGUUGUGACUGAAAUUGAAAAGACAGAGAUUUCUGAUAAACCUGUUGAGAAAACAGAGAUUACCAGAAUUGACAUUGGUAAACCAGAAGAAGUAGUCACUGAAAUUGAAAAGACAGAGGUUGAUAUUAAACCUGAAACUAAAGAUGAAGUGGCUUUCCAACUUGAGAUUUCUGAUAAACCUGUUGAGAAACAGAGAUUACCAGAAUUGAUAUUGACAGAGGUUGAUAUUAAACCUGCAACUAAAGAGGAAGUGGCGAUCCAAUUUGAGAUUUCUGAUAAACCUGUUGAGACAACAGUGAUUACCAGAAUUGAUAUUGGUAAACCAGAAGAAGUAGUCACUGAAUUUGAAAAGACAGAGGUUGGUAUUAAACCUAAACUAAAGAGGAAAGGAAGUGGCAAUCCAAUUGAGAUUUCUGAUAAACCUGUUGAGAAAACAGAGAUUACCAGAAUUGACAUUGGUAAACCAGAAGAAGUAGUCACUGAAAUUGAAAAGACAGAGGUUGAUAUUAAACCUGAAACUAAAGAGGAAGUGACUAUCCAACUUGUGAUUUCUGAGAAACCUGUUGAGAAAACAGAGAUUACCAGUAUCGAUAUUGGUAAACAAGAAGAAGUAGUCUCUGAAAUUGAAAAGACAGAGACAGAGGUUGAUAUUAAACCUGAAACUAAAGAGGAAGUGACUAUCCAACUUGAGAUCUCUGCGAAACCUGUUGAGAAAACAGAGAUUACCAGUAUCGAUAUUGGUAAACCAGAAGAAGUAGUCACUGAAAUUGAAAAGACAGAGAUUUCUGAUAAACCUGUUGAGACAACAGAGAUUACCAGAAUUGAUAUUGGUAAAGCAGAAGAAGUAGUCACUGAAAUAGAAGAGACAGAGGUUGAUAUUAAACCUGAAACUAAAGAGGAAGUGGCUAUACAACUUGCGAUUUCUGAGAAACCUGUUGAGAAAACAGAGAUUACCAGUAUCAAUAUUGGUAAACCAGAAGAAGUAGUCACUAAAAUUGAAAAGACAGAGGUUGAUAUUAAACCUGAAACUAAAGAGGAAGUGGCUGUCCAACUUGAGAUUUCUGAUAAACCUGUUGAGAAAACAGAGAUUACCAGAAUUGACAUUGGUAAACCAGAAGUAGUCACUGAAAUUGAAAAGACAGAGGUUGAUAUUAAACCUGAAACUAAAGAGGAAGUGGCUGUCCAACUUGAGAUUUCUGAUAAAGCUGUUGAGAAAACAGAGAUUACCAGA
Molecule: messenger RNA, 8652 nt
Organism: Octopus sinensis (East Asian common octopus)
Lineage: Eukaryota; Metazoa; Mollusca; Cephalopoda; Octopoda; Octopodidae
Product: titin-like
Exons: 16
Source: RefSeq, a predicted model, not a curated record